Messenger RNA from Xenopus laevis (African clawed frog), 5326 nucleotides. RefSeq names its product collagen alpha-1(XXVIII) chain (gene col28a1.S). The transcript has 37 exons. Bases 167 to 3868 code for a protein of 1233 amino acids. Lineage: Eukaryota; Metazoa; Chordata; Amphibia; Anura; Pipidae. The record is from RefSeq and is a predicted model, not a curated record.
UAUAAGACCAGACUUUGACAUUAUUUCAGGGCAGAUCUAGGGAGAGAGGCUUUGCAGUAACAUGGGAAGGAACCCUGUGGCUAUUAACAUCCGCAACUGACUCUAGCUGCAGUGCACAUCCAGAUCUGUCACUCAUUCCCCUCCAUACACCUUGUGAAGAGCAGUCAUGCACCUCCAAAUUUGGUGGCUCCUAUUUUUAUGGGAUGUUCAGACAUACUUUGCACAGAAUUACUUUGAAGAAAGAAGAGUUGGCAGAUUUCGGCCUAAAGCUUUAACCGGAACCCCAGUGGAGAAAGUCACCAACCUCAGUGAACAAGAUGAAGACUGCAUUCUGGAAAUGGCCUUCUUACUGGACAGCUCAGAAAGCGCAAAAGACUACAACCACAAUAGGGAAAAAAAGUUUGUGUUGCAAAUGGUUGACAAGUUGAAAGAAGUGAAGCUGAAUUCUGGCCGUUCUUUCAGCUGGCGAAUGGCAUUGCUACAAUACAGCAGUACUGUGUUAAUAGAACAAACAUUCAGAGACUGGAAAGGUCCAGAGAACUUCAAGUCUCGUAUAGCACCAAUUGCAUACAUUGGCCAUGGCACAUACACAUCCUAUGCCAUAACAAACCUUACCCAACUCUAUAUGAAUGAAGGUACACAUAAAAGUGUCAAGGUAGCCUUACUUGUAACAGAUGGAGUCGAUCACCCAAGAAACCCUGAUAUUUUUGCAGCCACAUCAAAUGCAAAACAUCAUGAUAUCAAGCUUUUUACUGUGGGAAUGACCUCUGUAGCCAAAGAAACAUCCAAUAAUGCAAAACUCAGAUUGCUGGCCAGUGUCCCAGCUACAAGAUUUGUGUUCCAUAUGCAGGACCCUGACGUGGUGGAUAAAAUCCUGAAGGAAGUGAAAGAACUUGUAGAGGAAGGGUGUCCCCAGGCAACCAUCUGCUCAUGUGAAAAAGGAGAAAGAGGACUCCCAGGGUCUGCAGGUAAAAAAGGUCGACCAGGUGAUGAUGGGAUUCCUGGACCAAAGGGGUUCAAGGGUGAAGCUGGACUAAAUGGAAUUCCUGGAAGAGAUGGACUUGAGGGAAAACCAGGGUACAAAGGAGAGCCGGGAGAAAGAGGAGAAUGUGGAAUACCAGGCAUCAAAGGAGACAGAGGUCCAGAGGGUCCAAUUGGCCCUAGAGGAUUAAGAGGCAUACAGGGAAUUCAAGGGCCUCCAGGUGACCAGGGACCAGAAGGCUUUCAAGGAUCAAAGGGUGACAGAGGCAUAUCAGGCCUUCCUGGAUUUCCUGGAGAACCUGGAAUUGGAUUGCCUGGUCAUAAGGGUGAUAUUGGAGUACAAGGCAGACCUGGGCCAAGUGGACCUCCUGGAAUUGGAGAACCAGGACCAGCAGGACCUCAAGGAUCACAAGGUAUUCCGGGAGAAAGAGGGGCACCAGGGGAAGGGCUGCCUGGACCAAAGGGAGACCGAGGAUUUGAAGGACCCAGAGGUCCGCGUGGUCAACAAGGACCCAGCAUUAAAGGUGACAAGGGGGACUUUGGACCUCCUGGACUACCUGGCCCUAUUGGUUUACCUGGCACUGGAAUUCAAGGAGAAAAGGGAAUACAAGGUCCUGUAGGACCUCCGGGAAUGAGGGGACCGUCUGGAGAAGGACUAAUAGGAUCCAAGGGUGAGCAAGGCCUUCCAGGAGAGUCUGGAGUACCUGGAGAGAGGGGGAUUGGUGAGCCAGGUGCCAAAGGAGAACCAGGAUCUACAGGAUUAGCAGGAUUACCUGGUCUACCUGGUGAAGAUGGAGCCCCUGGACAAAAGGGAGAGCAUGGACUGACAGGUCUAAGAGGUCCUGAAGGGUCCCCCGGCAUUGGUAUACAAGGUGAAAAGGGUGACCAAGGUCAGCGAGGAAUUCGUGGAUUGACAGGACCUCCUGGACCCUCUGGACCAUCAGGACCAAAAGGUGAACCUGGUGCCCCAGGACGUCUCGGAAUGCCCGGUCUUCCAGGCCGUGCUGUUGUUGGUCCUAAGGGUGACAUUGGCAUUCCAGGACCUCAGGGAUUAAUAGGGGAACCAGGCAUUGGCAUUGUUGGUCCAAAGGGUGACAGAGGUAGCCCAGGACCACCAGGACCAUUUGGACCAAAAGGAGAUGGUUACCCAGGUCUUACUGGAAUGCCUGGGAUGCCUGGACCUCCAGGAGAACCUGGACCAGAAGGAAUUGGACUCCCGGGACCAAAGGGUGAUCAAGGUGCAAGAGGACCUUUAGGUCUUUCUGGCCCCCCAGGAGAAGGAUUAUUAGGACCCAAAGGUAAUGUAGGAAAAACAGGAUUGCCUGGUCUCCAAGGUCCCCCAGGAGAAGGUAUCCAAGGACCAAAGGGAGAACAAGGAUUUCAAGGAGUGCCAGGCCCCCGUGGACCUCCAGGAGAAGGACUUCUAGGCCCCAAGGGUGACCGUGGUGCUUCUGGUGAAAGAGGAAGAAAAGGUGACAAAGGUGACCUCGGAGGAAAUGGAGCUCCAGGAGAACCUGGGAAACCUGGCUCUAAGGGAGAAGUUGGAUUAACGAGAGAAGAUAUCAUCAAGUUGAUUAAGGAAAUCUGUGGCUGUGGUGUUAAGUGCAAGGAGAUCCCAAUGGAGCUGGUAUUUGUAAUUGAUAGCUCUGAGAGUGUUGGUCCUGAAAACUUUGAAAUCAUCAAAGACUUUGUCACAGCUCUGGUUGACAGAGUGACAGUGGGCAGAAAUGCUACUCGCAUAGGACUUGUCCUCUACAGUUUAGAAGUCCGCCUAGAGUUUGGGCUGAACAGGUUCACCACUCAGCAAGAUGUAAAGCAAGCAAUAAGGAAGAUGAUGUAUAUGGGAGAGGGCACGUACACUGGCACAGCUAUACGUAAAGCAACACAGGAGGGCUUUUUUGGAGCUAGAACAGGAGUGCGAAAAGUUGCCAUUGUACUAACAGAUGGACAGACAGACAAGAGAGAAGCAGUGAAGUUGGACAUUGCUGUCCGUGAGGCUCAUGCUGCUAACAUUGAAAUGUAUGCCAUUGGAAUUGUUAAUGCGUCUGAUGCUACACAAAUCGACUUCUUACGGGAGCUAAACCUGAUUGCUUCAGACCCUGAUAGUGAGCACAUGUAUCUGAUUGAUGAUUUCAACACCCUCCCAGCUCUGGAAUCCAAACUGGUUAACCAGUUCUGUGAAGAUGAGAAUGGAGCCCUUAUAUACAACAGGAUUGGAAGUACAAUAAAUGCAGUGGCCAUGCAAAAGGGAUCUCAUAGUUCCACCCACUUUGUAAGUCAGAUCAACAGAGAAAGGUACAAUCUAUAUGACAGACAGUUUGAACUGGAAAAAGAAAAAGAGAAGAUAAAAAAUAUAGAGGAGACACAUCAACCCCAGCCCUCACCGAAAAGAGAAGAGAUCACAGUAAUUAAACUGGAAGAAGAGGAGGAGGAGGAGGACUAUGAUGAAGAGGAGUCAGAAAAUAUUACAGGUGGUUCGGAUACAAGAGGAACAGCGAUAUCAUCCUCAACAGUAAUAUCAUCUUCCACACAAACAUCUUCAUCUUCUCAGUCAUCAUCUUCAUCAUCAUCAUCACAAUCUUCCUCCUCAUCCAAACAGCCCAUAUCAACUUCUAAAUCCACAUCGACAGUGAUAUUGUCACCAUCGGGUUUCUCGGUGCCCAUUGAGCCAUCAGUACCUAAAACAGAAUUCAUCCAGGAUGCACGUUGUGCUCUGACUUUAGACCAGGGUCCAUGCCGAACAUACAUCAUUAAAUGGUACUACGACAAACAAGCCAAUUCCUGCGCUCAGUUUUGGUACGGUGGCUGCAAUGGAAACAGCAAUCGUUUUGAUGCUGAAGAUGAGUGCAAGAAAACUUGUGUAUUCAAUAGAGAGGGAGAUAUCUAAUGGAGACUCUUCAGAUGCGACAGGUCCUGUUCAUGAAGGAUGAAUGUGUUUGGGCUCGAAUGUAUAUACACAUGGCAAAAGCACUGACUGUCAGUUGAAUUGCUGACAUUUUCAGUUUUAUUUGAAAAUCUCCUGAGGUUCCUUUACAUUUUUUUUCCCUUAAAUCAUAGGCGUUAUUUAUACUAAACACCAGGUACAACGCAACGGACAGACUUUAGGGGCAACCUUAUUUGACCCAUGAUUCUUCAGUUUUUUUCACUAAAUUUUCCAUUGGUCAUGGGAUAUAUCAGGGCUUUUGGUGUAUACAGCAGCAGAGCCCUGUGGGUGGGCUUAAUGACCAUGGUGUAUAUAAUACUAGAUUUAAUACCAUUUUAAACACACCUUGAGAGUUUACGGAUUAGGCUUCUGUCCUGAAAGAUGGUCCUUGCUUACAACAAUGAAGGGGUAGAUUUACUAACAUUUGAAUUGAACUUUUUACCGAAUUAUUAGUGGCAAAAAAUGCAUAUUCAGGUUUAAGUUUCCAAAAUGUUCCACAUUUAUUAAGCGCAGAAAGUCAGAUAAAAAAUCUGGUGUCUAUAAGCUGGUGAAUUCAUGCAGAAGUGGGAGUUGUUCUAGCAUAAUUCAAGCUAUUUUUUCAAUUCGAGUUUUUGAGAUUUAUUCAAAAUUUUGCUGAUUUCGAAAACAAGUAGAAUAUUAUGUCAUCAUGGUCCAGUUGUUUUUUAUGUUUUAAUGUAGUCACGUUUAUUAAAUAAGCACACAUUUGAGAUUUUUGCUUUUAUAAAUUAGAGAAAUCAGAGAUUUGAAAAUAAUAUUGCAUAUAACUUUAAGAGAUCUGUGAUGUGUUGGUAUUUAUUAACUUUCAAUAAUGGUUUUAUAUUUGUAUGCCUCCAACUUUCAAUUGUAUAUGAUUAUAACAUUGGACUGCAUUUUUUUCUCAGUUUGAAAGGCAAUAAAAUGUGAUGUAAAUUGCACUGUUUAUUGUAAUAAAAUGUAUGUAUAUUGCCACAGAGCAAACAACCAAGGGGAAUCCCCCUACCACAUAUUUGAGGUAGUACCAUUUUAUUAGCUAUAUUUCAGCAUUUAUAGUCAAUAUAGCUAGAAUUAAUUACUUGUAUGUCUUUUUUUGUUGAAUUUUAUAUUUUUUAUGCUAGAAAUUACAUGUUGGAAUAUAAAACACUUUUAUAAAUUAAUUCCUCUUUUGUGUAUUUUUGUAUUUUCUAAGAUGUCUGUACAGUUUAGUUUCAUUGUCCUAUCAAUAUACAGAGGUUAAAUAUUUAGUGGAUUCUUGUCUUUAAAGUAAAUAAAUUCUAAAAACUUACAGUAUUAGGAUACAAUCUGUAGUAUGUGUUCAUGGCAUAACAAACAUUUGUUGGAAAGUUAAUGACUUGGGAUCAGCACUGUUUUAUUUCUUUAUGUAUUAUAUAUUUUGGUUUUAUGUAAUAAAAACGUUUAAAAACA